ACCACAUCCUCUGCUGACAUCAGCCCGCGCCGCCAUAUUGGAGGAGAAGCCACCUCUGCCAGCUCGGCCUCAUCAGGUGAGGAACGCCGGCUACCACCGCCACUGCCUCCGCCUCUCCUGCUUCGGCCGAAUCCCGCUCCCUAUGAUUCUCCUCGGCCGGCCACUGUCCCGUUGCGGAUAAGACGGAGGCAGGAGUGGCUCCCGUCCCUUCUCCCCUCCCUAGCUGUCGCCAAGCUCCUCUCCCUGUGGUGGGUCUUUGACCUUCCACCGCCUCCAGCCAUGACUUCCUUGACCCAGCGUAGCUCCGGGCUGGUGCAGCGCCGGACAGAGGCCUCCCGCAGCGCCGCCGCCGACAAGGAUCGGGAGGCGGGAGGCGGCUCCGAGGAUGGAGGCCGCCGGGACGAGCCCGGAGACGACGAGAAGGGCGACUCCAAGGAAACGCGGCUCACCCUUAUGGAAGAGGUGCUGCUCCUGGGCCUCAAGGACCGUGAGGGUUACACAUCAUUUUGGAAUGACUGCAUAUCCUCGGGAUUGCGUGGCUGUAUGUUAAUCGAAUUGGCAUUGCGGGGGCGUCUUCAGUUAGAGGUUUGUGGAAUGAGGCGCAAAAGUCUAUUGACAAGAAAGGUGAUUUGCAAGUCAGAUGCUCCUACAGGGGAUGUUCUGCUUGAUGAAGCUCUGAAACACAUAAAAGAGACCCAACCUCCUGAAACAGUACAAAAUUGGAUUGAACUGCUUAGUGGUGAAACAUGGAACCCACUGAAGUUGCACUACCAGUUGCGAAAUGUCCGUGAAAGGUUAGCUAAAAAUCUAGUGGAAAAAGGCGUACUGACAACAGAAAAACAGAACUUCCUUCUUUUUGACAUGACUACACACCCUCUCACCAACAACAAUAUCAAACAGCGCCUCAUCAAAAAGGUUCAAGAAGCGGUUCUUGACAAAUGGGUGAAUGACCCCCACCGCAUGGACAAACGCUUGCUGGCACUUGUUUAUUUAGCCCAUGCUUCAGAUGUUCUGGAGAAUGCUUUUGCCCCUCUUCUGGAUGAGCAGUAUGAUUUAGCCACAAAGAGAGUGCGGCAGCUUUUGGAUUUAGACCCCGAGGUUGAAUGCAUGAAAGCCAACAUGAAUGAGGUUCUAUGGGCUGUUGUAGCAGCUUUCACAAAAUAACUGUGCUCAGACUGGUGUUCUCUCUUCUCUCAUGUAAACCAGUUGUUUUUCUUCUAUUGACUAUUCAUGUUUUAUGUAAUUUCUACCUUCUCACAUGAUGAAUCAACUCUUGUAUGAUAGGAAUUAUGUGGUGUAUUCCCUCCUUCUCUGUGUACCUGUAUACAGGAUUCUGCUGGUACAAGAGACUUUCCCAGUUGAAAACAACAGAAGAAGUUUUUACUGCCAUAUUGGCAUUCUAUUUCCUAUUCAGUUUUGAGUUAUACGAAAUACUUUGUUCAAUCUAUUUUUCAUCUUACUGUUAUUGAAGUGGUUUAACACGGAAAGUACCUCAAGGAGGAAAUGUGCAUGCAGUUGGAUCACUAGUCUCAGCUGACACAGAUGUGUGCAUGCAUCAAUACUUCUGCAGUACAACUUCUAACAGAUUGAAGAAGGGCCUUUUAAAAUCACCAAAGCUUCAUGCUGAAGUGUCUGUCAGGGCAUUUUAUAUACAGAUGUUGUUUCAAUUAUAUCUCACAAAAUUACUUUAAAAGCAGAAAUUCCAUUAAGCAGCUUUUUCAAUAGUUCCUGUAAAAUGUCCCAUAAAUUUUACUUUUCAUGCAAGUCUCUUGUGUACUUAUGUUUACGUUAAAAUGAUAACUGAGUCAUAAGUCUAGUGUUGAAAGGUCCAAUUGUUUCAUAAACCUGUUUUGGGAUGGGAUACAUUCCAUUAUAUUGUAUAUAUAGUUCAAAUUGUAAAUUAAUAACUGACCUAUCUUACUAUUUUGCAAGAUCUACUUAGUUUUACACCUGGUCCCCCUUAUUUGCCAUCAGCCAUUUGAUAGAAAGAAAGGCCUCCUAUAAAGAGUAUGUAUGUGAAAGCUGUUUGUUUCCAGUGUCUACGGAGUUUGCCAUCCAGAUAUUCUAAGCCUAUGCAUUGCCUUUGAUAAUUACCAUAUAGAAAGAGACCACUUUCUAUCAUUAUCUGUACUUUUUUUUCUUCGAUUUUUCCCCCUCCUGUAUGGAAGAGGCUUGUGACUAGUACAAUUCUUUAAUGCAGUUUUUAAUUUUGGUUGUACACAAAUUAAUAUUUGUUUCUUAAACCUCUCAAUCUAUUUUACACUUAUAAAACAAAAAGUCAGUUCUAGCAGGUGUUGCAUGUAAAUGGUUUGCAAGUAAUGACUGCAAUUCAGAUGAUUAAAAUUUCUGUAAUGGGAUGCUGUGCUAUAUUUUAAUUUUUUGUAUACAAUUAUGCUGAUUAGCACACUAUUGUAAAAUAUAUACAUAUAAAACUUUGUCUUUUUAAAAAUUUAUUGCCUCUUUGCCACUGCUUGUUAUCUCCCAUUGAUUUCACAGUGCAAAUAUUAUGCAUUGAACAAAUUGAGCAUCGAUUUAUAUGCAUUCUUUUUCCCCAUAACAAUGAAGAUUUAUAGAGGGGCUUACAGGUGUCUAGAAACUUUUUUUAGUUAAUAUUCAGAACAACAAUGCUAGAUGGUAUAUAACUUUAGAGUUAAAAUUUAAGGGAUCCCUUUAUCUGUAUACUAACUUUUUACCUACAGUAAAUAAACUAUGAUCUUAAAAGUGCCUGAAACAGAGCAAGCAUGUAAUUUUUUUGUUGUUGUUGCUAAUUAGAAAGGUUUUAUUGCUUAACUGAAAGCUUUAGUUAAUGUCCUUCUUCUUAGAAAGAGAGAGUUUGUAUUAAGUAGAUUGAACUGACCUAAUCAGCAGUGUCACUCAGAUCUGCAGGAUUCAUGGCUGAGACGGACAGAGUUAGCUUAUAAGUGUGCAGCUGUGCCUGCCAUAGGUGGACCUCUUCUAUCUUAAGCAGAACUCUAUGGCCUCAUCUGUGACUGGACUUCCAAUUUUGCACUUAAUUUUAAAUAAUUUAAAUGCUUAAGUAGUUGAUUUUAAAAUACAACUUAAAUUCAUCAUACGUAUAUAACCUUUCUUUAAUAAAGAUUUUUAAAACGUGGUCCUUAACAUUUAGUGGCAUACUGUUCUUUCAGUUCUUGAAUUAUGUUUCUUUAGAAAAAUUAAACUUAAAGUAUAUUGUAAGGUAUUUCAAACUUUGGUUUACAAAUAAAAAGAUAAAGUGUUCCCCCAUCUGUAAGAUGCUGUGUUUAAAACCUUGAGGACCUUCGGCAUAAACUUUGGACAUUUUCUUUUAAACAUUUUCAAAAAGUGAUUGCUUUAAGUGGAGGAAAAAUGAAAGUUGCUCUGUUGCUCAUAUUUGAAAACUAACAGAAUACUUUCUUUACUUUAUAGUAUAUGUUAACUCAUUGCUUUCAUUGUCUCUCUCUCUCCUAUGGUCUGUUUUCUCAUUUUCUGUUGCCGUUUGAGAGGAGAGAAAAUUAAUUAGGUGGAAAAAUCAGAAAAAUAGUAAAGUAUUUGUGAGCAAGUUGAGUGCACAAAACUUUAAAAAUGGCUUUGAAAAUCUAAGCUACUUGAAACAUGCUUCAGACUGAAAGUGUCUUUUGUAGUCCUUUUUCUGUCCUCUCAUCUUCAUUCUGUCAGUAUUUUUCAUGUUCCUGCUAGAUUCAUGUUACAUUGUGAAAGAUAUUGGGAUUUUGUCACCCUUAUAGGCAACAUGGUUUAAAAUAAAGUCACUGUUC
Molecule: messenger RNA, 3752 nt
Organism: Pseudopipra pipra
Lineage: Eukaryota; Metazoa; Chordata; Aves; Passeriformes; Pipridae
Product: Golgi phosphoprotein 3-like
Exons: 4
Coding region: 280-1164 (294 amino acids)
Biological process (GO): Golgi vesicle budding; Golgi to plasma membrane protein transport; Golgi organization
Cellular component (GO): Golgi cisterna; cytosol; trans-Golgi network
Molecular function (GO): phosphatidylinositol-4-phosphate binding
Source: RefSeq, a predicted model, not a curated record